GUAAAUCGGUUCGGUUGGUCCGGUAUUUUCUUUUUUUUUUUGUAAUACAAAAGUAUUGAAUACACAACUUUUUUUUUUAAAUUUUACUUUCAUUUUGGAAUUAUUUGAGGCGAAGAAGGAAAAAAAAAAGAAUUCUAGCUCUGAAAAAAAUUAGCGGUUAAAACGGAACACGAUUUAUAAGCAACAUAAAAGAAUUAUAAAACAAAAAAAUAUAAUUAAUUUGAAAAUAAUAAAAAUAUUUUAAUUAAUUAAUUUAAUAAUCGAUUUUGUGUUUUAAAUAUAAAAUAAGAAGAAGAAAAAAAUUUUAAUUUAAUUUAUUUAAAUCGCAUAUUAUGUAUGUAUAAAUUUUAGAAAUUAAAAGCGUGUCGUAAAUUUAGAACAAAUUUAAUAAAAUAGAAUAAAAAAUAAAUUUUGGACAAAAGUAAUUAAUAUAAUUUUCAAAGAGAAAAUCAAACAAUCUAAAUAUAAGAAAUACUUAAUAUAAAAAUACUUUUAAAAAGUAUAAAAAAAAUAUCCUAAUCAAACAAGUUUAUUAAAAUUUUUCGAUAAUUUUUUCCUCUUAAACAAAAGCUAAAAUAUUUUAAUUCUAUAUUAAUAGAAACAAAAUCUAAAUUUUCGAAAUAAUUUUUAAAACAAGUUUUUUUUUAUAAUUCGUAUCUAUAUUAUAAAAAAAAGUCUAUAACAAAUAUAUAAAAAUUAUUUCUUGAGAAAAAAAAGAAAGAAUCUUGAAUACUAGAAUCAACCAGCUUUCGAAUAUUUCGGAAAAUAUUUAAAGAAGAAGAACACACAAAAAAAAUCAAGGAUUAAAGGAAUCAAUCAAGACUGACAAUUUUUUUUAUCAUUCAAUAAAGAUGAAUUAUUCAUUGCAUAUACCAAGACCAUCAUUAACUGGUUCAACAACAUCAACACGUAGCGGUUCCAGUUCAUUACAUAGUUAUAGUGAAUCAAAUUAUAAUUUACCAAUAACUGCUACUAAUGGUAUACAUUCAUCAUCAUCAAAAAAUUUAUUAAUUAAUAGUCAAGAUAAUCAAUAUAAUAAUAAUAAUAAUAAUAAUAAAGAAAUAAUUAGUAUUGAAUAUAAAAAUGAAAGAAAUUCAAUUUCAUCAUCAUCGAUAUCAUCAUUGGACAAUGAUCGUAAAAAUCAACAAUUAUUAAAUAAUAAAAAUAAUAAAGAAAAUAAAAAAUAUAAAAAUGAGAGAUUUAAUAAAUCUAUGGAUGAUAGAUUUAAUUAUAAUACAAAUAAUGAAUAUGAUAUUGGUCAAUUAAAAAGAGGUUCCAGAUCAUCACAAGGUUCUACAGAUAGUCAUCAUAGUACAGGAACGGCUUCAUCUGGAUCAUUAUUAUUGACAACAGCAAAUCUAGAACGUUUUGUAGCUAUACAUAAUAAUAAUAGUAAUAAUAAGAAUACAAAUUAUAACAAUACAAAAGUUAAUAGAGAUGCUGCUGCUAUUAAUGUUAUAACAGCAACAACAAAUAAAAUGACUGAUCAAUAUUCAAAAACAAAUAAUAAUAAUGAUAAAUUAAAUAUAUAUACAAUUUCUAAUAAUAAUAAUAAUAAUAGUAAUAGUAAUAUUAAUAAUGAACAAAAUGAUAAUACAAUGUUAGAGAUUGAUCCAAAUUUACAUUUUAUUAAAACCAAAGAUGUUGAUGCUGUAUCAAUAGCUAGCUCAACACAUUUUACAAUGGUUAAUGGUGUUGGCGGGCCACAACGUAAAACCAAAAAUAAUGGAAUAUGUAGUCGAGGACAUCAAUUAACUGUAUUAAUAUUAACAAUGAGCGGUUUCUUUUUAAUUGGUAUUUUAUUAAUGGUAUAUUUAAUGGAAAUGCGUGCUAGAGAAAUGCCUCAAAUGUAAAACUAAGGAGUACAGAUUUAAGAAUAAUUGCAGAAGAUGUUUUUUUUAUACCACCUCGAACCUAAAUUAAAUUCUAAUUUUACGAAAAUAAUUAUUUUAUAAUUAUAUAAUCAGAACUUUAUACAAAAACCAAUUGUAUGUUAAAAGAACAAAACAAAAAAAAUUUUUUUUUUUUAAUUUAUCGAAUUAUUAAAUUUUCGAUUUUGAUUAUAUGAAAUGCUUUCAUUGACAACAAUAAAAUUUAAUAGUAAUAUUUGACGAUUGUAAAAACAACAGGUUUGUUGUAGCAAGAUUAUAGGACAACGUGAAAGCAUAAAAAUAAUAAUUAAAUUAUGUAAAUAUUAAAAUCAAAAUCGUAAUCAAAAUAAUUGUUUCAAAAAAAAAUAUUAUUUAAAAAAAAAACCCAAAAAAAAAACAAAGUAUUUCUUUAGAAAAUAAGAAAAUAA
Condylostylus longicornis is the source of this 2299-nucleotide messenger RNA. RefSeq lists its product as uncharacterized. Lineage: Eukaryota; Metazoa; Arthropoda; Insecta; Diptera; Dolichopodidae. The record is from RefSeq and is a predicted model, not a curated record. The transcript is spliced from 4 exons. The coding region runs from base 852 to 1853 and encodes 333 amino acids.